Zeugodacus cucurbitae (melon fly) is the source of this 1184-nucleotide messenger RNA. RefSeq names its product zinc metalloproteinase nas-13. Gene Ontology annotation, molecular function: zinc ion binding; metalloendopeptidase activity. Bases 63 to 944 code for a protein of 293 amino acids. NCBI's taxonomy places the organism in Eukaryota, Metazoa, Arthropoda, Insecta, Diptera, Tephritidae. Gene Ontology annotation, biological process: proteolysis. The transcript has a single exon. The record is from RefSeq and is a predicted model, not a curated record.
ACUUGCUAUUAGCAUAUUAAAUAGGUUUUGCGAUAUGUAAAUUAAUUGCUUAUAUUGAAUAUAUGUAUACGUUGACAAUGGUAUAUAUAAAAGAAAAUCCAAAUGUAAAUAAUGUGCACUACUGUAUUCAAUUCGCGAUCAUGAAUCGAAAUAGUUCUUGUUUUUUGUUUAGCUGGCAUAUUAUGUUACUAGUUGUACAAAUAACUUCUGCAAAACCAACCAGUUCUGGAAAAUUCGGCAUUGAAGAUUUUGAGAAUUAUUUUAAUGAAAUCAAUGUUGAUGACGAAGCGGCCGACGAUAAAACGCGGAAUGCAGUAAAUUCACCGUUACAGCGCUGGCCCAGCAAUUUAUUAUACUACACAAUCUCAACCGACUAUAAUAAGGAAGAGGUAGAUAAUGUCCAUGCGGCAUUAUUGGUAUUUAACGAAAGUACAUGCUUGAGAUUCAGACAGUAUGAUGUACGUCAGGGUGGAAAUAUAAGGUACAUCAAUUAUAAGAAAUCUUCGGACUUGUGUGGUACAAAAGUUGGCUUUAGUCCGCUAACUCCAACGGGACCACAUGAUGUGACUCUAAAUCCUUAUUGUUUAAGUGAACGUGGUGUUAUACAACAUGAAACUUUGCAUGUUCUUGGCCUCUACCACGAACAGAGCCGUCCAGAUCGCAAUAAAUACGUGAAAAUUGAUUAUUCCAAUAUUCCUCAAAAAUAUUGGUCACAAUUUAUCGCCUAUCCCGAAAUAUACACUACUACUUAUAAUAUCAUGUACGACUAUGAAAGUCUAAUGCAUUAUUCGGAGUUUGCUUUCUCAAAGGACCGUACAAAACCAUCAAUGCGUGCAAGAAGUGGUAAUACGGUAAUAGAACGUAAAAUGGGGCAAAUAGUUGGCCCAUCGGAAGGCGACCUAAAGAAGAUUAAUAUAAUGUACAAAUGUAAACCAUCAAAAUAAGAAAGUGGAGUAUUCGCCAAGUGAUGACUGAAAAAGUAAAUAUUUUUGUGUUUUUUGCCAGCUUUAUGUAUAGGUAUAAUGUAAAUACAUAUGUAUUUGAAUGUUUUCCAGGAGCAGGAAAUAACGUUUUAUAUAAUGCACAAAGUAUUAAAUAUUGUAAGUUUGCUUGUAUUAUAUAAAUAUAUAUUUUGAUUCAUAUAAUAUAAAAAAAAAGAAAUAAAAAUAUUAAAUAUUGAAAAA